Mercenaria mercenaria is the source of this 1344-nucleotide messenger RNA. Its product is annotated as serine/threonine-protein kinase fray2-like. The record is from RefSeq and is a predicted model, not a curated record. NCBI's taxonomy places the organism in Eukaryota, Metazoa, Mollusca, Bivalvia, Venerida, Veneridae. Bases 1 to 1344 code for a protein of 447 amino acids. The transcript has a single exon.
AUGUUUCCAACCCAGGCUUUGCUACACUCGCAUCUUAUAUCUUCUGCUCACAGGAGGUUGACAGUUUUAUGCCCAUGGUGUGUAGGCAGAGAAAAGACAUUUACAAGAAUUCAUGACUUAGAGGUCCAUGUCAGGACCACACAUACAUCUGUAGUUGUCACAAAGGACAAAUUUACAAGGGCCAAUGGAUUCUACCUUGCAAAGCAUCCAAAGGAUUACGCGAGGAUUGUGGACAAAAUAGGGCCUUAUAAUUCAGAUGUUGCACGUGAGGCGAGAAACGCGGUUAGGACAUGGGCUGAGAGCUUUGAUGAUAGUCAAGUUAGAGCUGAUAAGUGGAAUACAGGAUGGAAAGCUGGAGUAGAAAUAGCUAGCAGUAAGGCUAAACCUAGUAAGAGUAGGAGUAUUUCAAGGGAAAAAUCCACAGGUGCAGAUAGCCGAAGAGUUGUGGAGACACAUGACAGGGAUGAUAAUAGAAGAAGCAGAGACUUUGAUAAUGCUGAAAAGAGAGAUGGGAGAAAUGAAAGUCGGAAGUUUGAUACUGAGAAGGGGAGAGAUGAAGAUCUGCGGAAUGAUAGUGAGCGCCGAGGGACAGAUACCGGUAGAGAUAGAGACCGAGAGAUGAACAUUAACAGAGACAGAGUGACGACUACCAAUAGAGAAAGAGACAGAGGGACAGAUACUAGUAGAGAUAGAGAUAGGGAGACGAACACGGAGAGAGAUAGAGAGACAGACACCAGUAAAGAAAAACACAGGGAGAUGAACACCAACAGAGAAAGAGACAGACUGACGAAGGAUACCCACAAAGAAAGAGAAAGAGAUGCAGAUACAAUUAGAGACAGAGAUAGGGAGAUGAACACCGACAAAGAUAGAGUGACGAAUACCAACAGAGAAAGAGAUAGAGUGACGAAUACCCACAAGGAAAGAGAUAGAGAGAAUGAAAGCCAUAAAGAUAAGGAAGCAGCAAGCAGUAGAAGCAGAGAGACAGAUACCAGUAGAGAUAAAGGGGCAGAUAGCAGUACGGGCAAAGAGGCCAAUACAGAUGGAGAUAAAGUGAAGAAUACACGUAGAGAAAGAGAUAGUGAGAUAAAUACAUAUACAGACAAAGACAAAGCUAAAAAUACCAAUAAUAACAGAAAGACUGAUACACAUACGGAGAGAGAGCGAGAGACGAAUACCAAUAGGGACAGGACUGGCGAUAAGGAGGGGGAGAAUAGUAAGAAAAGAGAUCGAAGUAAUGCAGAAGAGCAAAGGAAAAGCAAACAGAGAAAGAUUGACGAGGGGUUUGAGAACUAUGUCGAUAACAUAGAAUUAGGAGGAGGAGGCUGGAGUGCCAUCAUUUUCUAG